Messenger RNA from Marmota flaviventris (yellow-bellied marmot), 1825 nucleotides. RefSeq names its product iron-sulfur cluster assembly factor IBA57 (gene Iba57). Lineage: Eukaryota; Metazoa; Chordata; Mammalia; Rodentia; Sciuridae. Gene Ontology annotation, biological process: iron-sulfur cluster assembly. Gene Ontology annotation, molecular function: protein binding. The record is from RefSeq and is a predicted model, not a curated record. Gene Ontology annotation, cellular component: mitochondrial matrix.
CCCAAGAUGGCGGUCGCGACGCUUCUCCGGGGCGCGGCUCCGGGACGCGGCGGCCCAGCUUGGCGCUGGAGGCUGCACGCGGUCCCGAGGCGCCGUCUGGCUCAUAGCUCUGGCCGUUUUGGCAGGGACCGUACGGAUAGGGCGGCUUGGGCGUGUUUCCUGCUAGACGAGCGCUCCCUGCUGCGCGUGCGCGGCCCGGACGCGGCGCCCUUCCUGCUGGGGCUACUGACCAAUGAGCUGCCGCUUCCGGGUUCCCCGGACCACGCGGCCACGCCUCCUGUGCGCGCGGCCUACGCCCACUUCCUAAACGUUCAGGGGCGCACGCUUUAUGACGUCAUCCUGUACGGGCUCCCCGGGUAUGCAGAGGAGGCAUCAGGCUUCUUCUUGGAGUGUGACAGCUCUGUGCUGGGCGCACUGCAGAAGCACCUUGCACUGUACAAGAUACGGCGGAAAGUUACAAUGGAGCCGCGCCCAGAGCUCCGAGUGUGGGCGGUGCUGCCCAACUCUCCCCAGGCUGACCAGACUGCACCGCUGCAGGAGAGGGCAGAGGCCACUGCCAUCCUCACCCGCGAUCCCCGGACUGCAUGCAUGGGGUGGCGGCUCCUUACCCAGGAGGAGGGUCCAGCCCUGCUGCCCCGGGCCCAGCUUGGAGACCUCCAGGAUUAUCAUACGCACCGAUACCAGCAAGGCAUCCCUGAGGGGGUCCGUGACCUGCCCCCAGGGGUGGCUUUGCCUCUGGAGUCCAACCUGGCCUUUAUGAAUGGCGUGAGCUUCACCAAGGGCUGCUACAUCGGCCAGGAGCUGACCACCCGCACCCACCACAUGGGUGUCAUCCGCAAGCGGCUCCUCCCUGUGCGGCUGACUGGCCUCCUCCCUGCAGGCGGUGUGGGCCCCGGCACUGCAGUACUGACUGCAUCGGGACAGGCAGCAGGCAAAUUCAGGGCUGGCCAGGGGAAUGUGGGGCUGGCCCUGCUGCGUUUGGAGAAAAUCAAGGGUCCUCUCCACAUCAGGAUCUCUGAAAGUGAUCAGGUGGCAGUAACUGCAUCCGUGCCAGGCUGGUGGCCUGUGGCCACCAAGUAGUCCUAGACACCCUCCACUCUGCAAGCCUUAGAGUUACGGGGCGCCUUGGGGCCUCUGUUCCUGGUAUUCAGUCUGUCUGCUGUGCCCUCUUGGGUAUGAGCAGGGUGAACGUGGGUGCUCCCUGUGGUGGCCACUUGAGCACACCUACCUGGGGAGGUUCCUGAGUGUGCAUGGUUGCCCCGGGCUUCAGGUGGGUGCAUCCUGUGGAGGGUCCCAGACUCAUGAACUGACUGUGGGGAGUUCAAUGCUGGGGACAGGAUGGAGAGCCCGCGUCCACCCGUGCGCGGUGCUGAGUCCUUGCCUGGGCCAGGCCCCGGAUGAGCUCACACACGGUCUGUGAGCACAAGAGCGUGAGCCUUUGUCAGUCCUGGUAGCUCCCUGGCAUUGUCCCCCACUGCGGGGGAUGUGUCCUGUGUGCCUCCAGAAUGGGUCACUGGAGGAGGCAGGCACCUGUGUGUGCCAGGUAGCUCUGGUUUUGGGUGGCCAGGUGAGCCCUGCUCACUCCACACUGGGAAUCCAGCCCCUCCUCCGGAAGCCCCAGGAGGGGCAGGGCCCAGCUGCUGCUGCUUUCUCCCGCCUUACCUGUUUGCAGGUUUGGGGACAUAUAUGUGUGCUUUCAGUCAGUGAGCGACUUGCUGGUGAGUGAUGGCCUGUUUGAACCACUGUCUUCUUCCCUCUGUUGCCAAGUGGACUGGCCACUGGGGUAGCCCUCGGAGGGACUAUUAAAGUGUGACCUGAAGCAGCG